UCGGGGGCAGAUCGCAGGGUUGCUGCUUGUAAGGGUUUCAGAUCGUCUUAAAUAGAUAUUCGGCUAGAGAAUGGAGAAACCCUGGUGGGAGAGCAAUGGAAAAACAAAGACUGAUUCAGUUUAGUGAUUUUGUGUUAGUGAAUUGGGCUUGGGCCGGCAAAGAGACGGCCGAAGACAAGAAAUGCCGUGAUGGCAAGAGAGGAAUCGCGUGGAAAGAGGCCGUUCAAGCUAUGGGACGGACGACGUAACGUGCGUAAGGGGUUGGUGGUCGGGAGCCUCGAGGAAUUAAUUCUUCGCGGAAGGGAUAAAUUAGGUUUGUCGAUAGGUGAACCCGUCAGAUUGGUACUAGAAAGUGACGGGACUCAAGUCGAAGACGCCGAAUAUUUCAGAACAUUACCUGCCAAUACCAUCCUUCUGUUAUUACGACCCGGAGAAAGAUGGCUGCCUGCGGGAGUAGACGUCAUCAGGGCAGUAGCAAUAUCCGCCAUCCCAAAGAUAGUGUGCGAAACCAUCCACGCGUUAGACCUGCACGAUGAGACCCCCUCCUGGAAGAUUAUGGAUAAUAAGGGGCGGGUUACCGUCGUUCUGCAUUGGGACCAGCGUUCGGGUCCUUCCCGAGCUUCGUCGGAAGCUCCGUCUCCGGCUCCCGGUAAGUUUUCACCUAGCAAACGACCCUCGUUGUCCAUUCAAACGGUACCGGGAGUUAAAAAAGAGACCUCCAUCAACGACGUGUACGUAUCCGCUCCCGCCCAACCCCAACCGCGAUACGCCAGCCCUCAGAUCACUGUGAUAAACCACGAUGACGUCAAACCGGUUCACAGGUUAUCGAAACAAGGUAGUUCCUUGGAGAGCGGUACCAUUCAUAUACAUACGCCGGAAUGCGCCCAUCACGCUCACAUGCCGCGAGCCGGAAGUCCUCAAAGUAAUGGUACUAUCGAGUGCGAUUUCCAUUGCUGCGCGUUACACGAAGAAGGUCGUAAAAUCGCGGUGCACAAGUCCGUGGCGACGUCUCCCAUUCAAGAUACGCAACAGACCUCCCCACAACCCCCGUCGAGACACGUGCGUUUUUUAGACGUUGAAGGUGGCGGUCGGAGCGGGCAGUCCGAACACGAGAGUUCCGAAAGCGAAACCGAGAACACCGUGAUGGAGGACGAGGCCGUCACCUCUGAAAAAUUCCUGCUGUUGAUAGACCAAUUGAGCGUCGAUCAGAAACGACAUUUGACUAUCAAAGAUAUCGGAAUCAUCUUGGAAAGACUCAGUUCGAAGAUAUUGGACGUGGAAAGAUUAGAUAGAGAGAGCGAAAGCGAAGACUGUUACAAUUGGACGAUAAAAGCGACCAUAAGAGGCGAAGUACUUAGAGAAUUGGGAGUCAUUUAUAACGGUAACUAUUACGCCAUUUCGGAACAUCCAGGGUACAAGGAAGAGAACGAAGGCGUUAUAGAAGAAGCUGAAGAGGAGGAAGAGGAGGAGGAUCGGCUGUGAAUCGUUUAGCUAAUGACUGCCAUUAUUUGUCAAAAAGCACAAAAAUGCAGACUCUAUAUAUAUAUAUAUAUAUAUAUAUAUAUAUAUAUAUAUAUAUAUAUAUAUAUAUAUAUAUAUAUAUAUAUAUAGUAAUAAAUUUGCAGAUAUG
Molecule: messenger RNA, 1630 nt
Organism: Diorhabda carinulata
Lineage: Eukaryota; Metazoa; Arthropoda; Insecta; Coleoptera; Chrysomelidae
Gene: Drep2
Exons: 3
Coding region: 190-1482 (430 amino acids)
Biological process (GO): apoptotic process; regulation of apoptotic process
Source: RefSeq, a predicted model, not a curated record